Molecule: messenger RNA, 1519 nt
Organism: Acanthopagrus latus (yellowfin seabream)
Lineage: Eukaryota; Metazoa; Chordata; Actinopteri; Spariformes; Sparidae
Gene: decr2
Product: 2,4-dienoyl CoA reductase 2, peroxisomal
Exons: 10
Coding region: 228-1130 (300 amino acids)
Biological process (GO): fatty acid catabolic process
Molecular function (GO): 2,4-dienoyl-CoA reductase (NADPH) activity
Source: RefSeq, a predicted model, not a curated record
UUCAUUGCCCACAAUGCAUAGCUCAGGGAUGGCGAAAAAGUAAGCGUCCAAGGUACAAGUCGUCCGCGGGUGAGAGAAAAAAAAACACCUAAUGGCUGAGGAGUAACUGUGAAGGAGCCUCGUCAGACCGAGAUUAAGUGCUUCGUGUGCGGGUCGUGUUGCAGCUCGGAGGUCUCGGACGGUUCUUCUUCUCUCAGCUACACAGCUAGCUAGUUUGUCUCAGCAGCAUGGCAGAGCAUCAGGGGAAAGGAGAGGUGUUGCCUGAAGAUGUCGGCACAGAUGACUGCCUGACUUCGUACACGCACAUCUACAGUCCAGACUUACUGAAAGGUCAGGUUGCGUUUAUCACAGGCGGGGGUUCUGGCAUUGGAUUCAGGAUAGCUGAAAUCUUCAUGAGGCACGGCUGUGACACAGUGAUUGCGAGCAGGAACUUGGACAAGCUCAAAGAGGCAGCUGAAAAGCUGUCUGCUGCGUCAGGGCGCCGCUGUCUCCCUUUGUGUUUAGAUGUGAGGCAGCCCGAGAGCAUCGCAGCAGCUGUGGAUGAGACACUGAAAGAGUUUGGUCGCAUCGACAUCCUCAUUAACAACGCUGCUGGAAACUUCCUCUGCCCGGCUGCAUCGCUCUCCUUCAACGCCUUCAAGACAGUAAUGGAGAUAGAUACCAUGGGUACAUUCAACACCAGCAAGGUGGUUUAUGAGAAGUGGUUCCAGAAUCACGGUGGCAACAUAGUGAACAUCUCUGCAACACUUGGAUACAGAGGACAGGGCCUCCAGGUGCACGCUGGCUCUGCUAAGGCUGCAAAUGAUGCUAUGACCAAGCACCUGGCAGUAGAGUGGGGGCCCAGCGGGGUGAGAGUCAAUACUCUGGCUCCAGGUCCCGUCUCUGGCACCGAGGGCUUCCGCAGACUGGGCGGUCCUAGAGGAGAGGCUGCCGGUGCGUUCCAGUCCAUCCCUUUGCAGCGGGCGGGCAACAAGACUGAGAUGGCCCACUGCACUCUUUUCCUGGCCAGCCGGGUCUCCUCCUAUGUGACCGGAGCCAUCCUGGUGGCGGACGGCGGCGCUUGGCUGACCUCACCCAACGAUGUCUCCAUGCUGUUGGGUAUAGCCUCCUCUAAAUCCGCUAAACUCUGAACAGGGGCUCUCCUGUCCUCCUCCUGGCCCAGGUUAUUGGUCAUCUGACAAGAAAAGAGACAAGUAAAUGCUGACAACAAGAAAGUAAUUACGGGGCCCACCUGUAGUACUGAUGUGCUACAUGUAUAAUAUUUGUGGAUUUUGUCACCUACUGUUGCCUUAAGAGUGUAUUGUAACGCUAACAUAAAUCAUCAUACAUUUCAUGUACAACCAUGCUUAUCAAAUGCCAUUCAGUGUGAUUAUUUUUUAAUAAAACACGUGUAUUAACAGUUAACAGUGGCGACUGUAUACUAUUCCAAGUCAUUUGUUGUUCCUCCAAACAACAUAUGUGUGGGGCCACAAGUCUGCUGAAGACGAAAAGAAACAAAAUAAAGCAUAUUACUGUUACA